Bolinopsis microptera is the source of this 2199-nucleotide messenger RNA. RefSeq names its product WD repeat-containing protein 36-like. The record is from RefSeq and is a predicted model, not a curated record. Gene Ontology annotation, molecular function: protein binding. Lineage: Eukaryota; Metazoa; Ctenophora; Tentaculata; Lobata; Bolinopsidae. The transcript is spliced from 16 exons. Gene Ontology annotation, cellular component: small-subunit processome; Pwp2p-containing subcomplex of 90S preribosome. Gene Ontology annotation, biological process: rRNA processing. Bases 343 to 2199 code for a protein of 618 amino acids.
AGCAGGAUCUACAAACCACACAGAACGCUUGGCCUGGUAUCAAAUGAUAUCCCAGCAGUUCUGCAGACCAGAGGAGCAGAACACUUUGUUACAACAUGUGUUGGGAGGUCACUCAACACAUACAAUUGUAAGAAGUUAACUCUACAAUUUGUUUCUCCUCUCCACCAUGAAAAUAUUGGCUGUCUUGCUGGGCACAAAGAUUUUCUGUUUAGCUCAGUGGCUGACAAAGUAUUCUCUUGGAUUAGGGGAAAGCUUGUCAGAACGUAUGUGGGUCACAGUGCAGAUGUGACUCAUCUGCUCCCUUUUGGAGAUCACAUUAUAUCUUUUGGAGACGAUAAGAGAAUGAUAGUGCACGAUAUUGAAACUGGGGAGGUUUACGCUGAUAUGUGGUUACAAAGCUGUGUGACUGCAGUUACUCAUCCUGCUACUUACCUUAACAAGGUUCUGCUGGGGAACAAAGACGGAGUGAUGGAGCUUUGGAAUGUAAGGACCUUGAAGCUGAUCCACCAGUUCAAACCUCUUGGAAGUGCAGUCACUGUUCUUACUCAGUCACCGGGGAUAGAUAUAAUCGGAGUGGGUUUGAAAAGUGGAGAAAUCCUCCUGCACAAUCUCAAACAUGAUGAAACAAUGAUGAAGUUCUACCAGGAUUGGGGAUGUGUCACUUCUCUGUCCUUCAGAUCAGACGGAAUAGCACACAUGGUAUCCGGCUCCACGGAGGGACACUUAGCAGUGUGGGAUUUGGAGCGUCAGGAACUAAACAGCACCAUACACCACGCCCAUCACUCUACUGUGGCCACCUCCCACUUCCUCGCCUCUCAACCCCUCCUCUUUACUGCUGGAGAUGAUAACGCUAUCAAGAUAUGGGUGUUUGAUGGUCCAGGUGGUACAGCUAGGUUGCUGAGAGAGCGCUCAGGACACAGAGCGCCUCCUACCAUUGCACGGUUCUACAGCGCAACUGCGGAGAACAUUCUGAGCGCAGGGCAUGACAGGAGCGUGAGGAUGUUCAGUGUCAUCAAGGAUGAGCGCAGCAAAGAACUUAGUCAGGGGUCUAUGGAGAGUAAAAGUAAGAAGAUUAAUGUUCGAGUAGAGGAAUUGAAGCUUAGCCCUGUCACUGCACUUGCAGCAGAGGAGAUAAGGGAACGAGAGUGGAGUAAUGUGAUAACAGCGCACUCAGGGAGCAGGGACGUGCGCGCGUGGAGCACCUUACAGGGCGCACUCAGUGACAAACCGCUCUCUCCUAAACUAGAAACUAUCGUCGUCACAGCAGUAUCAAUUACAGUGUGCGGAAACAUAGCCAUAGUUGGGUACAACUCUGGGCAUCUCACUGCUUUUAAUAUACAAUCUGGUAUCAACAGGGGACUUUUUGGAAAAAUUCAUGCUCACAGAGGAAAAGUUGUUGGAGUAGCUUCUGAUAAUAUCAAUAAGUUUGUCAUCAGUGUGGGACACGACACUCAAGUUAAGCUGUGGGACCUGAGUGCCCGAAAAGAGUGCCACACCCUCAGUCUGCCACACUCUGCCACACACAGUACACUACACAGGGACAGUAACUUGCUGGCUGUCUCACUGGACACUAACACUGUUUGUGUUGUGGAUAUUGACACUAGGAAGGUUGUCAGGGAGUUUAGACAUAGUGAUUCUGUUCUUGAUAUGUGUUACAGUGUGGAUGGUAAAUCACUGCUGGUGUGUUCAUCAGACUCUACAAUACGGCAGUGGGAUCUCAUUACAGCUCGACUAAUCGACUGUUUUAAAACUCACGCACUCGUUACUUCUAUAUCCCUGUCUAAGGAGAACCUCGUCACCACUCAUCACAACGAACUAGGAAUUUGCUUGUGGACAAACAGGACGCUGUACGAAAACGUGGAGUUGAGACCUUUACCCGACGACUAUGAACCGCGCAUAGUCGAUCUAUUAGAUGCAGAGAUACCUACAGACAUGGAAGUAGAGGAUUCCUCAGCAGAAGAAUGGAAGAGCACAGACCAGAUAAACGAGUCCCUGAUAACUUUGUCUACAGUUCCAAAAGCUAGGUGGACUGCGUUGUGUAAACUCGAUAUCAUCAAGAAACGUAACAAGCCAAAAGCUCCCCCAACUGGUCCCAAAGCAGUUCCAUUCUUCCUAUCAACUACAAGAGAGCUGGUACCAAAGUUUGUCUUGGAGGAAAAUGAAGCGGAAGAAACUGAGAAAAUGAAAGCUGUUAGGUAA